CCACACCUAAAUAUAUAAUUCAUAUCACUGCACGCGCCCAAAAGGAUUUGACACGAAAAAGAGGGCGCAGAAGGAGACAUCUCUCUGUGCGCGUGCUGCAACCACUAGCGAAACGAUGGCGCCAAACCCAGCACCUCCCACCCAUUUGACAGGAAUUUUAACGCAAUUGAUGUGCACGUCGCAGCCCCAGCACCAGCAACUAGACGCGAGAGAAAAGCAAUUAGUCCACGAAGAAGAUCGUUCCUGAUUGAUCUCCAUGAUACCAUGCAUACUGAGUACCAAAAUUAACUUAUGAUGAUGAUGCCCUGUCUCCGUCUCUCUGCUUUCUGUCUUUCUCUCUCACCAAACCUUGCCUUGCUUUCCUUUGCCUCCCUUCCCUUCCCUUGUUCCCCGUGCACUGCCUAUAAGACAUGCCCAGCCAAUAACGCAACACCAUUCCGCCUGCAUCUUUCUUCCUCCUCGUCUCACCCCCUGCACCCUCCGUGGUCUCCGGCUCCGAUGAAGGACCGACGCGCCGGCGCCGGCUUCCCCUUCUCCAUCGGCUGCAUGUCGCAGUCCGCCGUCGCUGUAGCCGACCCGCUCGAGAAGAAGCCGAUGCCGCCACCGCCGGCGCAGCAGCAGGCCGACGCCCCCUCCUCCUCCACCACGGCGGCCACCACACAGGAGAGAGGCGCCGGAGAAGAAAGCGGCGAGGACAAGGCCAGAAACGCGGCGGCGUCGGGGAUCGUCUCGGCGGGGGUGCAGCGGCUGCUCAAGGGGAUCAAGACCUUCUUCGCGGCUUACGACGGCGAUGAAGAGGAGGAUGAGGACGAGGCGGAGAUCGUCAUCGGGUUCCCCACCGACGUGCAGCACGUCGGGCACAUCGGCUGGGACGGGAUCAACAAGGUGGGCGGCAUGGUCGGCGCCUUCUCGUUGCCAUCCUCCCUCUCCCUCCGCCAGCUUGAGAUCGCCAUGGACCCCGGCGCCUCCACCACCACCUGCAUCAACUGACCAAUCUCUGUUACCAUUGUCAUGCUCCUCUGAGCUCGAGAAACCACCAUCACUAGUGCUAGUAAAAAAAGGGGUUGAGAAGAGUGAUCUCAUCUUUAAUUCUUCCACGUGCUUGCUGAGAUUGAUAAUUACCAUGUCAUCUGGUACAAUUUCAUUUUUAACUUUGGGUGAGAUAAAGAAGCAUAUGCAUAGGUUUGUGUAUAUAUUAUUAUGCAUUCAUCUGGAGUUGUGUAUGUAUAUAGAUACUAUGUGGAAGCUUCAGCUUCUUUCUACUCUAA
This is a messenger RNA of Hordeum vulgare subsp. vulgare (domesticated barley), 1268 nucleotides long. RefSeq lists its product as uncharacterized. The coding region runs from base 292 to 990 and encodes 232 amino acids. NCBI's taxonomy places the organism in Eukaryota, Viridiplantae, Streptophyta, Magnoliopsida, Poales, Poaceae. The transcript has 2 exons. The record is from RefSeq and is a predicted model, not a curated record.